This is a messenger RNA of Diabrotica balteata, 342 nucleotides long. NCBI's taxonomy places the organism in Eukaryota, Metazoa, Arthropoda, Insecta, Coleoptera, Chrysomelidae. The record is from the annotation of a GenBank genome assembly.
AUGAUGAGUAUUGUGUUUUCACUGGAGCAGAUGCUGAAUAUGUAUAUUAAAGAAUUGUCAAAUGAAGAUUAUUCCAGCUUUCCUUCCGUUAAAGCACUGUUUGAUGAAAAUCUAGAUGAAAGUCAAAAGAUAUCUGAUCUACUGAAGCUGUUAGCAGACCUAAAGAAUAAAAUGUCUUACGUACCUUAUAACUAUAGGAAAAAACUUACUAGAGAAGAGUUCGAGGAGAUAGCCAGAAGAAUAAUGGAAGAAACUGAUGAUGAAGACAUGGCUGGUAUUGAUCCCGAUGCGUCCCAUGAAUGUAUUGAAUACAGUGACCACGAUUCCACUUCAGGAAGGUGA